Rhodofomes roseus is the source of this 942-nucleotide messenger RNA. RefSeq names its product 3-oxo-5-alpha-steroid 4-dehydrogenase-domain-containing protein. Gene Ontology annotation, molecular function: protein binding; oxidoreductase activity, acting on the CH-CH group of donors. Gene Ontology annotation, biological process: very long-chain fatty acid biosynthetic process. Bases 1 to 942 code for a protein of 313 amino acids. The transcript is spliced from 7 exons. Lineage: Eukaryota; Fungi; Basidiomycota; Agaricomycetes; Polyporales; Fomitopsidaceae. The record is from RefSeq and is a predicted model, not a curated record.
AUGGUGAGCUUAACCGUGUCUGCGGCGGGGCGUUCACCGCUUGCUCGAGAGCUGCCCGUGACGCUCGAUUUCGACAACAAAACGCUCGGAGAUGUGACGGUUGCAGAAGUCAAGUCGGCUAUCGCUGCUAAAUUCCCCAAGUUCUACACCUCGCGACAGAAGCUCUCUCUGAAGGGAGAGAAGAAGGCGCUUGCAGACGAGAGCUCGCUUGAGGACGCAGGGAUCCAGGACGGGGAUGAACUCGCCGUCAAAGACCUCGGGCCUCAGUUAGGAUGGCGGACGGUUUACCUCAUCGAAUACGCAGGCCCGCUGUUCAUCCAUCCCCUCUUCUUCCAUUAUCCGGCUAUAUAUGGCGGCCCCCCUGUGCCGCACAGCAGGCUUCAAGAGAUGGUCUAUGUGAUGGUCAUGCUUCACUUCGUCAAGCGCGAGUGGGAAACCGCAUUCGUUCACCGCUUCUCGCACGGCACUAUGCCGUUCAGGAACAUAUUUAGGAAUUCCGCGCACUACUGGCUCUUGAGCGGCGCGCUCCUCGCCACCGUCGUCUACAGCCCAGCAUACAGCGCCUACUCGCCAUAUAUCAUUGGUACCGCUCGCGAGAAGCCGAAGUUUUUGCUGGGCAGCGUAGCUCUGUGGGCGUUCGCGGAGCUGUCAAACCUUUCUGCGCACCUCACCCUACGUUCCCUGCGGCCAGAGGGAAGCAAGAAGCGAGCGAUACCGUACGGUUACGGUUUCUCCCUUGUCUCUUUUCCGAACUACUUCUUUGAGAUCUUGUCAUGGGUGGCCAUCGCUAUCAUGACCGGCAGCUAUGCGGCCUGGCUGUUUGUGGUCGUCAGCGCCAUCACCAUGUCGAAGUGGGCAAUCAAGAAGCAUAAAGGGUACAAGCGCGAAUUCGGAGAAGCCUACCCACGGAAUAGAAAAGCUAUUAUCCCUUUCAUCCUCUGA